Messenger RNA from Mercurialis annua (annual mercury), 1940 nucleotides. RefSeq lists its product as uncharacterized. Bases 233 to 1573 code for a protein of 446 amino acids. Lineage: Eukaryota; Viridiplantae; Streptophyta; Magnoliopsida; Malpighiales; Euphorbiaceae. The record is from RefSeq and is a predicted model, not a curated record. The transcript is spliced from 10 exons. Gene Ontology annotation, molecular function: protein binding.
GGGCUUCCUCUUUUUAGGAGAUGAUGAUGAUACUGGAUUUUACACUGAAUUAGAUUCGAUAUACAGAUUAUGAUGAUGAUUUUAAUCAUAUGAUCUGCCCUUUGUAUAGUUUUAGGUCUCUGUAAUCUACCACGGCAGCAUACGACGACGUGUUGGUCGCAUCCGCUGCACCGCCACCGUCAUCAGCAUAGCCUCCUCCGAUUCUUCUGGUUGGUGUAUUUUCUCUACAAACAUGUCCCAGUAUCAAGGGGAUGAAAUGGAUUACAUGGCAGACGAUUAUGAGAUGGCAGAAGUAGAUGAUGAUAUGUAUUUCCGUGAGAGAAUCAUGGGUGAUUCAGAGUCCGAUGAUGAUGAUGAUGAAUAUGAUCAUUUGGACAAUAAGAUUACAGAUACAUCUGCUGCAGAUGCCAGGAGAGGAAAGGACAUCCAGGGGAUUCCUUGGGAGAGACUUAGCAUUUCCCGGGAGAAGUACAGACAAACAAGGCUAGAGCAGUAUAAGAACUAUGAAAACAUCCCUCAGUCGGGAGAAGGUUCAGAAAAGGAAUGCAAGCCUACAAAGAAAGGGGGGACGUUCUAUGAGUUUUGGCGGAAUACAAGAUCAGUCACAUCCACUAUCCUUCAUUUUCAAUUGCGUAACUUGGUUUGGUCAACCUCAAAACAUGAUGUCUACCUUAUGUCACAUUUUUCCAUUGUUCACUGGUCCUCAUUAAAUUGCAAGAAGACUGAGGUUCUCAAUGUUUCUGGUCAUGUGGCCCCUUGCGAGAAACAUGCUGGGAGCCUCUUAGAAGGAUUUACUCAUACCCAAGUUAGUACACUGGCAGUACGGGAUAAGUUGUUGAUUGCUGGAGGGUUCCAGGGAGAACUUAUUUGUAAGCAUUUAGAUCGACCAGGAGUUAGCUUCUGUUACAGGACAACUUAUGAUGACAAUGCUAUCACAAAUGCAGUUGAGAUAUAUGAUGGUGUCAGUGGUGCAAUUCAUUUUAUGGCUUCAAAUAAUGAUUGCGGGAUUAGAGAUUUUGAUAUGGAGAAAUUUCAAAUUACUAAGCAUUUCUGCUUUCCUUGGCCAGUGAAUCACACCUCUCUGAGUCCUGAUGGUAAACUUCUUACAAUUGUUGGUGACAACCCAGAGGGGUUACUAGUGGAUUCUCAAACGGGGAAGACUAUUGCAUCCUUAUCUGGACAUUUGGAUUUCUCAUUUGCAUCUUCGUGGCAUCCUGAUGGGCGCAUCUUUGCCACUGGGAAUCAAGACAAGACUUGUCGUAUUUGGGAUGCUAGAAACUUAUCAAAAUCUGUUGCUGUGCUCAAGGGAAACUUGGGAGCCAUUAGAUCGAUACGAUUUACAUCAGAUGGGCAGUUCAUGGCAAUGGCAGAGCCAGCAGAUUUCGUGCAUGUGUAUGAUGUGAAGAAUGGAUUUGAGAAAGAACAAGAGAUUGAUUUUUUUGGAGAGAUCUCUGGUCUAUCUUUCAGCCCAGAUACAGAAUCCCUCUUCAUAGGAGUUUGGGAUCGCACCUACGGAAGCCUCCUUCAAUACAAUAGAUGCAGGAGCUAUACAUAUCUCGACUCAUUUCUGUGAUGUUUCUCUUUCCCUGUAUAUCUAGUUGUGAGUUUGUGCCAGCAAUUUGUUUACAUAUCCAAUGAAGCUGAGGAUGUUAAGGAUCCCAACAUUAGUCUUAGUGAACAACAAAGGUUGCAUACAUCAUGUUACAUGCAGUUGUUGAGGAGGGACGGAGAGCGAAAAAGAUGCUCCUGUUGUAAUUGCUUCUUGUAGUAAAUGGGUUUGAAAAUAAAUACUGAACCAAAUAUAUGUGACGGAGGGAUAGAGAUUGGGAGGGUGGUGGAAGGCAUUAGCUAAAACUUUGUAAAAAUAACUUAAAACUAUUUACUUGGAGUGUAAUUUGGUUACAACUGAUCACACUAUAACUAAGACACGAUAUCACUCA